GGCCCGGGCCCAGCCCCAGCCGGUCCUGGAGCUGCAGCUCCGCAAGGCCCGGGCCUUCCUCGCCUCCGGGCUCGGGGGGCUCCUCUAGGCCCCCAACCCAAACCAUCCCCCGAGGGGGGACCCCAGGAAAACGGACCCCCCACCUCCACCACCACCACCACCACCACCACGAGGAGGAAGAAGAGCAGCCCCCCAACCCCCGCCAUCCCAGAUGCACUGAGAAGCCCGAGGGGAGCCAUGGCGGGCGCAAGCGAGCGCAAAGGCAAGAAAGACGACAACGGCAUCGGCACCGCCAUCGAUUUUGUCCUGUCCAAUGCCCGGCUGGUGCUUGGGGUGGGUGGCGCCGCCAUGCUGGGCAUCGCCACCUUGGCGGUCAAGAGGAUGUACGAUCGAGCGAUCAGUGCCCCCAGCAGCCCCACGCGCCUCAGCCACGCAGGAAAAAGGAGCUGGGAGGAGCCCAGCUGGAUGGGCUCGUCGCGACUGCUCAACCAGGAUAUGAAGACCACCGUCAGCCGGUCCCUGCAGACCCUUCCCACUGACCCCUCGGCUUUUGACUCGGAUGGGUUCUGCACCCCGAGGCCAAAGCCGUCGGCCAAGAGGAGCCAGGUGGACCUGAAGAAGGCCCGGCUGCGCCUGUCCCUGCAGGAGAAGCUGUUGACCUACUACCGCGAGCGGGUGGCCAUCCCCGCCGACGAGCAGACCCGGGCCAAGCAGGUGGCCGUGGACAUCUGUGCGGAGCUGCGGAGCUUCUUGCGGGCCAAGCUGCCGGACAUGCCGCUCAGGGACAUGUACCUCAGCGGCAGCCUCUACGACGACCUGCAGGUGGUGACGGCGGACCACAUCCAACUGAUGGCGCCCCUGGUACUGGAGCAGAACCUGUGGUCCUGCAUCCCCGGCGAGGACACCAUCAUGAACGUGCCCGGCUUCUUCCUGGUGCGCCGAGAGAACCCCGAGUACUUCCCGCGCGGGAGCAGCUACUGGGACCGCUGCGCCGUCGGGGGCUACCUGUCCCCCAAGAUGGUGGCGGACGCCUUCGAGAAGGUGGUGGCGGGCUCCAUCAACUGGCCGGCCAUCGGGUCCCUGCUGGACUACGUGAUCCGCCCCGCCCCUCCUCCCGCCGCCCUGACGCUGGAGGUGCAGUACGAGCCCGCCCGGCGCCUGCUCAUCGACUUCCUGCCGUCCGUGACCCUGGGCGACGUGGUGCUGGUGGCCCGCCCUCACCGGCUGGCCCGCCACGAUACCCUGUGGCGGCUGAGCCUGCGGCCGGCCGAGACGGCCCGCCUCCGGGCCCUGGACCAGGGCGACGCCGGCUGCCGCUGCCUGUGCCUCAGGAUCCUCAAGGCCAUCUGCAAGUCCACGCCGGCCCUGGGCCGCCUCACCGCCAGCCAGCUGACCAACGUCAUCCUGCACCUGGCCCGGGACGAGCCCGACUGGGCGCCGGAAGCCCUGGCCGACCGCUUCCUGCAGGCCCUCAGGGCGCUCGUCGGCUACCUGGAGGCGGGGGUGCUGCCCAGCGCCCUGAACCCCAAGGUGAACCUGUUUUCGGAGCUCACCCCCGAAGAGAUAGACGAGCUGGGGUACACCCUGUACUGCUCGCUCUCGGAGCCGGAGAUGCUGCUGCAGACGUAGCGGGCCCGAGGGCGG
Messenger RNA from Tachyglossus aculeatus (Australian echidna), 1644 nucleotides. It is a transcript of the gene MIEF1, whose product is annotated as mitochondrial elongation factor 1. The record is from RefSeq and is a predicted model, not a curated record. The transcript is spliced from 5 exons. Bases 238 to 1629 code for a protein of 463 amino acids. Gene Ontology annotation, cellular component: mitochondrial outer membrane. Lineage: Eukaryota; Metazoa; Chordata; Mammalia; Monotremata; Tachyglossidae. Gene Ontology annotation, biological process: mitochondrion organization; positive regulation of mitochondrial fission.